AUGGCGAAUUCAUUGGUGAUUGGUUUAAGAAUUCUGUUUGCGGCUUUAGGCUGUGUGAUGGUAUUGACUCUCACUUACACUCUCUCCACCGAUGGUCUUCCUUUUCGCAAGGACCUUCUUACUCCGUGGAUGGCUGCAACCUUGGUUGAUUUCUAUAUCAAUGUUGUACCUUUAGCGGUUUGGAUUUCCUACAAGGAGUCAAACUGGAUUAGUGCAACACUAUGGGUAGUUCUGCUAGCAUGUUUAGGAGUGUGUGAUUUGGGAGUUGAGAAUCUAUAA
Prunus armeniaca (apricot) is the source of this 279-nucleotide messenger RNA. The record is from the annotation of a GenBank genome assembly. Lineage: Eukaryota; Viridiplantae; Streptophyta; Magnoliopsida; Rosales; Rosaceae.